CCCCAGAGGCCCUGCGCAGACCCCCGAGUCACCCCUUCUCCAAGCACCUAAGGACUCUGCAGAGCUGUGCGCCCGGUGGCGGAGGAAGCUGGGCCUGAGCACGUGGCAUGCCUGGAUGUCCCUGCCCUGGCUGUGGCAUGGCGGGCCAGCGGCUCCUCUUCCUCACCGCCCUUGCCCUGCAGCUGCUGGGAAGGGCCGCGGGCGCCCAGCCAGCCCUCCAGAACCGGGGGGCCGCCGCGGCCUGUCGCCUGGACAGCAAGGCCAGCGAGUCCUGGGGGGCCUUGCUGAGCAGCGACAGGCUGGACACCUGGAUCUGCUCCCUCCUCGGCUCGCUCAUCGUGGGGCUCACGGGGGUCUUCCCGCUGCUGGUCAUUCCCUUGGAGAUGGGGACCAUGCUGCGCUCAGAAGCUGGGGCCCAGCGCCUGAAGCAGCUGCUCAGCUUCGCCUUGGGGGGCCUGCUGGGCAAUGUGUUCCUGCACCUGCUGCCCGAGGCCUGGGGCUACACAUGCAGCGCCAGCCCUGGGGCUGAGGUCCGGACCCUGCAGCAGCAACAGCAGCUGGGGCUCUGGGUCAUCGCUGGCUUCCUGACCUUCCUGGCGUUGGAGAAGAUGUUCCUGGACAGCAAGGAGGGCGGGUCCAGGCAGGCCUCCAGCAAAGACCCCCCUGCAGCUGUGCUCAAUGGCGGCCACCGUCUCGCCCCGGGGGCAGCGGCACAGCCCCGCCUGAGCGCCGCAGUCCGGAACCUCAAAGUCAGCGGCUAUCUCAACCUGCUGGCCAACACCGUGGACAACUUCACCCACGGGCUAGCUGUGGCCGCCAGCUUCCUCGUGAGCAAGAAGAUGGGGCUCCUGACCACCGUGGCCAUCGUCCUGCACGAGAUCCCCCACGAGGUGGGCGACUUCGCCAUCCUGCUCCGGGCUGGCUUCGACCGGUGGAGCGCCGCCAAGCUGCAGCUGUCCACGGCGCUGGGGGGCCUGCUGGGCGCCUGCUUCGCCAUCUGUACGCAGUCCCCCAAGGGCGUAGAGGAGACGGUGGCCUGGGUCCUGCCCUUCACCUCCGGCGGCUUCCUCUACAUCGCCCUGGUGAACGUGCUGCCGGACCUCUUGGAGGAGGACAACCCGUGGCUGUCCCUGCAGCAGGUGCUUCUGCUCGGCGCCGGCGUCCUGGUGAUGGUGCUGCUCUCCGUCUGCGUCGAGUGACCCUCCCGCCCCGCCGCGCAGCAAUAAGAUUCGGAUUCCCGUGAGCGUGCGUGUGCCUGCGUGCGUGUGCGCGUGCGCGAGAGCCCCGCCGUGCGGCCGCCGGCGCAGCCCCCCUCCCCGCCGGGCCCUCCCGCCAGCUCAGGGACUCGCUCCCGCGGGCGCAGGGCCUGCGGGCGGCCCGGCCCCCGCCGUCAGCGCUCAGGAAUGUGCUCCCGUGCUCCGGGCGAAGCCAUAAUCCCCAGCGCCUCCCCGCGGCCGCCCACAGCUGGCGCCGCUGCGGGCAGGGGCUGAACGGGUCUGCAAGGUCCUACGGCGCCCGGCUGUGGCCCACCUGCAUCUGUAAAUACCUGCCUGUGGACGCCAUAGAAUAAAUAUGCACAGACCAGA
Chinchilla lanigera (long-tailed chinchilla) is the source of this 1586-nucleotide messenger RNA. RefSeq names its product solute carrier family 39 (zinc transporter), member 13 (gene Slc39a13). Gene Ontology annotation, molecular function: zinc ion transmembrane transporter activity. Gene Ontology annotation, cellular component: membrane. Gene Ontology annotation, biological process: intracellular zinc ion homeostasis; zinc ion transmembrane transport. The record is from RefSeq and is a predicted model, not a curated record. NCBI's taxonomy places the organism in Eukaryota, Metazoa, Chordata, Mammalia, Rodentia, Chinchillidae.